Molecule: messenger RNA, 792 nt
Organism: Schizophyllum commune H4-8
Lineage: Eukaryota; Fungi; Basidiomycota; Agaricomycetes; Agaricales; Schizophyllaceae
Exons: 2
Coding region: 1-792 (263 amino acids)
Source: RefSeq, a predicted model, not a curated record
AUGUCGCGAUGGAUGAAGAUUGCGCAGGGCUUCAGGCCGUUCUAUAUGACGACGCCUGCCGACAUGCUUCCCGCUGGCCUCGCGGAGCUCAAGACGCCGCCGCUGUAUUACCGGAAGCCUCCCACGUGGAUGAAGUUCUCGUGGUUUAUUGCUGGUGGCGCGGUGGUCUCAGCAAUCAACAUGUCUGACUUGACAUGGGAGCACUGGACCGAGUUCGUCGAAGACGAAUCCAGUUUCGAGGCCCGCGCGAAGGACCCGUCCCUCGAGAAGAAGGGCAAAUGGGAACUUCGCCCAUGGUAUCAGCGUCUCGGCAUGUGCGGUCUCCAGCUCAGUGCAGCCACUAUGCUUUCCGUCAUCGUCGUCCUGAUGCGAUAUCGCACCGUCAAACGCCUCGACAUCUUCCGCCACAGCGCCCAAUUCGACACGGGCGGGCCGACGCUGCUCCUCGCGCAGUGUGCGCACCACACGUCGCCGAGCUGGGGGUACAUUCGCCCUAUCAAGCAGUGUACUCUGUCUGCUACUGGCGCGACGGACCAUACGCUGUACCUCACGCUCGCUGGCGACAAGGCGGACCGCAAAAUCGACUUGAGGGGCGCACUGAUUCGUGGGAAGGAGCUGCCACCGAAGGAGGCUCGUGCGGCGCUAAUUGAGGAAUUUGGGGCCGAGGGCAAGCUGAAGGGCGUGGCUCAGGCAUUGAAGGAGGAGGCACAGACGGGCGGGAGUGGAUGGAAGUCGGGCCCGGUCAAGGAGCGGCAGGACCAGCGGCGGAAGGCGCUUGAGAAGGAUCUAUGA